Molecule: messenger RNA, 928 nt
Organism: Amphimedon queenslandica
Lineage: Eukaryota; Metazoa; Porifera; Demospongiae; Haplosclerida; Niphatidae
Product: trichohyalin-like
Exons: 3
Molecular function (GO): protein binding
Source: RefSeq, a predicted model, not a curated record
CACACACACAUGUCAUUGUUAAUGGGUGUGGUUAUUUUAUUUAUUAGUUCUGGCAGUGUAUAAAGAAACCUGAAGCAAUAGACCAAUGGCCAGUGGGUAGAUUUGCUCAUGCAGGUGCUAUUAUUGUAACUGGAUCAGACUGUCCUAUGCUAGUGAUAAGUGGUGGGAUGGAUAAGAAUAAAGAUACAUUAGAUGAUUGUUGGAUCUUUAACAUCAUUCAACAUUCCUGGAUAAAGUUAGCUGUACCUCACUCUGUUAGUAAGAGAUGUGGUCAUUCUCUCUCAGUGUUCAUUAUGAGUCCUCAUUGUGUCUGGAUAAUAACUGCUGGAGGAGCUGUUCAUAACGGACCAGUCACUAAUCCUAACAUUGCUAUGGUAACUGAACUAGUUCUUGACAGUAAUGGAGGGUGUCUGGUUGGUGAUACAUAUGAUUCUAACUUGAUGACUAGUGAAGAAUACAAGAAGAAGUAUCAGCAGCAACUACAGACAGGAAGAAGAAUAUGGUUGGAGGAGUACCAGAAACCAAGAAAAGGAGAUACAGCCAAUAUUGAGCAAACUGUACAAACUCUUAUGAAGAAUCUUGAAGCGAAACAGAAGGAAUUAGAAGAAAGUAAGAAAGAAGCACAAGUUUUUCAUCAGCAGAUGGAACAGAAGGAAAGAGAAGAAGCAGAGAAAGAUCAAGAAAUAAGAAGAUAUCGUCAUCAGCUUCAAAAGAAGGACAGGAAGAAUCAGGAGGCACUACGACAAAAGGAUAUUGUGAUACUUGAGAAGGAUAGGGAGCUACAGGAGAAGGAUAGGGAGCUACGUGAGUCUCAAGAUCACUGGAGUAUUAAUAAAGAUGAGGUGACUUUGAUAAAGGAGGAGUUAGGAAGAGGAUCUUAUGCUGUCGUUACAGUUGGUAUCUUUAGAGGUUUAAGAGUAGCUGUCAA